Molecule: messenger RNA, 1500 nt
Organism: Leptosia nina
Lineage: Eukaryota; Metazoa; Arthropoda; Insecta; Lepidoptera; Pieridae
Source: the annotation of a GenBank genome assembly
AUGUUUGAACUUAUUUUGGGAGUAGCAGCUGUUGUGUUAUUUAUAAUUUAUGUAACUGGCCGAUACAAUGAAGCCUACUGGAUUAAGAGAAAUGUAAAAUUCUAUCCUCGAAACAAGUUCGCGGGUGUAAUUGCUGAUUUUUUAACUCAAGAUAAAGCGUUCUUUGAGCAUUUUUAUGAAAUUUAUAAGGAAUAUGAAAACGAACCAGCUAUAGGAAUAGGAGGGUUAAUGACUCCCACGUUGUACAUUAUUGACCCAAUAAAUAUCCAGCAUGUAUUGUCCACAGAUUUUAACUCUUUCAAUCACAGAGGGAUAAUUUUCAACGAAAGUGAUCUAUUAGCUAAUAACUUACUAUUAUUGAAUGGACACAGAUGGAAACUCAUGCGACAGAACAUGACUCCACUAUUUACAGCCACCAAGUUAAAGUCGAUGUACUAUAUUGUCGAUAAAAGCGCUAAGGAUUUUAUCGAUCACUUGAAAAGUAAACCUGAACUUUUAAAAGGAAACGUAUUUGAUACUUUAUCGUCAUUCUGCAGUGCUGCAAUCGGAGCCGCUGUAUUCGGAGUUGGUACUACGUCCAUUUUCGAUUCGCCAUUCUUAACAAUGGCACAAGAAUCGGUAGCACCAAGCACUAUAAAUAAUAUAAAAUUUUCUAUAUCGAACACAAGCUCUACUUUAUUCAAAUUGUUCAAUAUGAAAUUCUUUGCACAGCACGAAAAGUUUUUUAUCGGCGCAAUCAAACAUAUAAUACAGGAACGUAAACGAGAAAAUAUCAAAAAGCACGACUUUGCAGAUAUUUGUGUAAGUUUACAGAAAAAUGGAAAGUUAAUCGACAAAGAAACAGGCUUGGUACUAGAACCAACGGAUGAGCUUCUGGCGGCGCAAGCGUUUUUCUUCUUCAUAGCUGGUGUGGAACCUACGGCAUCAGCAAUAUUCGCAACACUGUUUGAGUUGGGUCGAAAUCCUGAAUAUUUAGAAAAACUGCAUAAAGAAAUCGACGAAGCGUUUAUCAAAAACGAUAAUCAAAUAAAUUACAAUGUUGUCUGUAAUAUGGCCUACCUCGAUAUGACAUUAAAUGAAGCUAUGAGAAUACACACGCCCGUAGCAUUUUUAUCAAGAAAAUGUGUUAAAGAUACAGUUCUGCCGGUUGGAAAUAUAAAAAUAGACAAAGGAACAAAAAUUUUUACUCCAAUAUUCGAAGUUCAUCAUGAUAAAAGAUAUUUUGAAGACCCUGAGGUUUAUAAACCAGAGAGGUUUUCCCCGGAAAAUAAGCAUAAGAUUGCUGAUAUAACAUUUAUGCCGUUUGGAAAGGGCAACAGAAUCUGUGUGGGUAUGCGAUAUGCUACUUUGCAAGUAAAAGCUGGACUGAUUUACUUGCUUCAUAACUUUACAGUGAAGACGAUCAUUAAAGAAGGUGGAAUGAAGUACAGCAAACAGCAAUUUCAAGUGAGACUUGAAAACGUUGAUCUAGAAUUGGUCCCGAGAUGUGCGCACGAAUAA